AUGUCGACUCGAGCAGCUCCGUCGCAGCAGGCGGUGCCGAUGCUGGCUCGCUUCGUGCCGGCCCGCUUUGCGCAACGUGCGUCCCUGCGACCGGCGGUCAUGUUGAUUGCCUUCUUUGGCGCAGGUGAGUCGGGCGAGCUGCGAGCUUGUGUGGUCUCGGUGACGGCGUCUGGGAAGUGGGCCCAGUGGGCUCAGUGGGCUCUCGGGUCGAGCCAUUGCAUGUUUCGGGCGCGGCGAACGGAUCGGUCGCCAGCUCGCUCACGUCAAUGAUCAGAACCCCACACCCCAAACUGACCGUCUCUUUCUCUUCGACCCACCCCACGCACCAACCAGCCUACUCUCUGUUCGCGACCGCAUCGCUCGUUCGGCGUCGCAAUGACCAAGACAGUCAGUCGCACCAGUCGCGCUCUGCCAGCUCGAGCACUCGGACCCGGCGCCAGCCACGUCACGAUCCUCACGAUCCUCACGAUCCUCACGAUCCUCACGAUCCUCACGAUCCUCACGAUCCUCGGCGCACCGUGGAGCUGACCCCGCAUCCGACCUCCUGCAGCCUCGCCCAAGCUGCACACCAUGUACCUCGUGCUGAUCAUACUCUACGCCCUGACCGCCGCCGUCGAAGCGUUCGGGGUCGCAGCGUAAGUGUUCGCGAACGCGCGCCGCUCGCUUCGGACAAGUUGCACUCUUUUUUUUGGAGGCGCUCCCCAUUCGGCAUUCAUCAUUUUCCUUUGGCACUCAUUCGGCCGCCUUCCGCCACCCGCCACGCGCGCCUUCCAUUUCCAGCCAGCCAGCUUUUUCUGUCCUCCCAUCCCUGACCGCUCGUUCUGACUUUGCCUCUGCCACAGCGUCUACCGUUCCUCAAUCGGACUCGUCAAGGCCUACUUCCUCGCCAGCGUCGUCGUCGCCUUUGUCGUCACCGGAGCAGAAUGUACUCGCCUCGCGCUCCACUUUACCGACAAGGUGCGCUCCACGUCCCUUCGAAGACCCACGUGCACGAGCACGAGCACGAGCACGAGCUCAAACCUCAUCUCUCUCCUCUUCCCUCAGAGCGCCAUCAUCUCGGCGUGUGUGUCCACUGAAACCCUCGUUGACUCGAUUGCCGGAACGCCCUCCACCUCGGACAUUGAAGACAUCAACAUCUACUGUCGCGCCUUGUGGCAACGCAACCUCUACUGGGACUUUGGCCUUCUCAUAUUCUCCCUCCUCCUCUCCGUCCUCUUCGCCUCGACCGUCGCGACCUAUCUCCAACAACUGCUCAACCCCGCCUUGACGCGCCAACACCACGUCCAAGUGCACAACUUCAACACCGCCGGUUCAUCGCAGUACAGUUACCCCGGUUACUACCCCCCCGCGGGCGCCUACCCCCCUAACCCUUACGGACAACCUUCCGCUCCUCCCUUGUAUCAACCCGGUUUCGUGCCCGCUUACGAACCGAAUGCGUUCGUCGCAAAUCCAGAAGGAGAAAAGGGGGAGGGUGCGAAUCCUUUUGGUGAUCGACAGCGUCUGACGACCGAGCAGAGGGAACAGAUGGAACAUGAUCGCGAAUUGGACGCCGAACGAAGGAGAACGAAUCCGAGCACAGAAACGGUGACGUUGGAACCGAGGAGGGGGAAUGAGGCGAGAGUUUGA
Messenger RNA from Microbotryum saponariae, 1626 nucleotides. Lineage: Eukaryota; Fungi; Basidiomycota; Microbotryomycetes; Microbotryales; Microbotryaceae. The record is from the annotation of a GenBank genome assembly.